UGUUGAUUUGGAAAUACAACAGUGAGAUGUUUGAUAUCCUUUAAAGAUCAUUAUUAUCCGUUUACAUUAUACAUUUUUGUCAGGUUAAGUGUUAGAUAGUGACAGAAUGAGCAACAUAUACAUUCAAGAGCCGCCAACAAAUGGAAAAGUUUUGUUGAAGACCUCAGCAGGGGACAUUGACAUCGAGCUGUGGGCCAAAGAGGCCCCCAAAGCAUGCAGGAACUUUGUGCAGCUGUGCAUGGAAGGUUACUAUGAUGGCACGAUUUUCCACAGAGUGGUGCGGGACUUCAUCAUUCAGGGUGGUGAUCCUACAGGAACCGGGACGGGCGGGGAGUCAAUCUACGGCCGCCCGUUCAAGGAUGAGUUUCAUUCCAGGUUGCGCUUCAUUCGGAGGGGUUUGGUUGCCAUGGCGAACGCCGGACCACAUGACAAUGGCAGUCAGUUUUUCUUCACUUUGGGUCGCGCAGAUGAGCUCAACAACAAACACACCGUCUUCGGGAAGGUGACCGGCGACACGGUUUAUAACAUGCUCAGACUGGCGGAGGUGGAAUGUGAUCAGCAGGAGAGACCUCUGAAACCCCACAAGAUAAGAACAGCUGAGGUGCUGCACUCUCCCUUUGAUGACAUUGAGCCUCGUGAGACAAAGAAAUCUAAGAAGGAAAAGGAGAAAGAGGAGGGAAAGAAAUCACAGUCAAAAGCCACAAAGAACUUCAGUCUUUUGUCAUUUGGAGAGGAAGCUGAAGAAGAAGAGGAGAUGGUGGCUCAAGUCAGCCAGACGUUAAAGGGAAAAAGCAAAAGCAGCCACGAUCUCCUGAAAGACGACCCCAGACUGAGCUCCGUUCCAGCGGUCGAUAAGAAGAAAAAGAAACCUGGAAAAGCAGCUGAUUCAGACGACGAGGCAGAUGAUGACAUUGAGGAUGACGUGAAUGCAGAUGAAGAGUAUGACUCGGACGCAAAAGAACAGAUGAGAGAGCUCAUCAAUAACAAGUUGAAGAAAGAAAAAGCUGGAGAGAAAAGCACAGAGCCCCACGAGGAGGACCGAACAAAGAAGAGCAGCCGCAGUGAAGAAUUACGGAAAGAGGCCCGUCAGUUGAAGAAGGAACUGCAGGCCAUAAAGCAAAGGAAAGAAGAGGGUUCAAAGCCUCCAGCAGAUGAAGUCAAGGAAGUCGAGAAAAAGCAGACGAACGAAGCAGUCACCGAGUACCUGGAGGGACGAAAGAAGUACGAAGACCUCAGGAAAGUAAAACGGACAAAAGCCUCAAGCAGAGAAGAACAGACUCUGGCUGUGCUCAAUCGCUUCAAGUCCAAGCUGUCGUCGGCCAUCACCGAGGGUCCAGAGGAAGAUGUGGAGGAGCUGGCAGAAGAUGAUGACAAAGGAUGGAUGGCCCAUGUCCUCCAGUUUGAUGAGCAAUCCAAAAAAGUCAAGGAUGCCAACAUGCAGGACGAAGACACGUUUGAGAUCUACGACCCUCGCAACCCUGUCAACAAGCGCAGGAGGGAGGAGAGCAAGAAGAUCAUGAAGGAGAAGAAGGCCAAGAGGUGAAACUGCAAGGUCAAAGGUCAGGUCGUGUCAGACCAACAUCUGCUUCUCCGCAUCCCUCCACUCUGCUGACCAGUCUCUGGGGACACCUGGACCCAGGAUGCUGACCUGAGCUCAUCUGUGAUGGGAUAGCUGCGAUGGACAACGUUCAGUGAUUCAUGAAAUAAGGCUUUUUGUUGAUUGUAUGUAACAAUGUUGACUUUUUGUUUAUUUGAUGUUAUGUUGAGCCCUGACUUUUACAAAAAGAAUAAACUUUCAUCUAUGAGCAUCUAUGAUGAGCUUCGUCCACCUUCAUGUUUGCACCGUGGCACUACGUUAAAAAUAUAUACCACCACCAGGGCCGGUUAUGGCCUAUGCCAACCUGUCCAAAUCCUUUACGACUGUACAGCUUGGAUGCUCCAGCA
This is a messenger RNA of Cololabis saira (Pacific saury), 1944 nucleotides long. RefSeq names its product CWC27 spliceosome associated cyclophilin (gene cwc27). Bases 107 to 1543 code for a protein of 478 amino acids. Gene Ontology annotation, biological process: protein peptidyl-prolyl isomerization; protein folding. NCBI's taxonomy places the organism in Eukaryota, Metazoa, Chordata, Actinopteri, Beloniformes, Belonidae. The transcript has 14 exons. Gene Ontology annotation, cellular component: catalytic step 2 spliceosome. The record is from RefSeq and is a predicted model, not a curated record. Gene Ontology annotation, molecular function: peptidyl-prolyl cis-trans isomerase activity.